CAUGACUUCAUCCUACAAUUUGGAUUUUCUGCCCGAUAUGAUGGUGGAGAGCCGCUUGCUCGUUCCGGGAGACAGAAUUAACGGCACGGCUGGUAAAAUGAAUGGAGCAUUGGAGCACUCGGACCAGCCGGACCCGGACGCCAUCAAGAUGUUUGUGGGUCAGAUCCCGCGCUCCUGGUCAGAGAAGGAGCUGAAGGAGCUGUUUGAGCCCUACGGAGCUGUCUACCAGAUAAACAUCCUCCGGGACCGCAGCCAGAACCCACCACAGAGCAAAGGCUGCUGUUUUGUCACGUUUUACACAAGGAAAGCUGCCCUUGAGGCCCAGAAUGCACUGCAUAACAUAAAGACCUUAACAGGGAUGCACCACCCUAUUCAGAUGAAGCCUGCAGACAGCGAGAAAUCCAAUGCGGUGGAGGACAGGAAGUUGUUCAUCGGCAUGGUGUCAAAGAAGUGCAACGAGAACGACAUCCGGGUGAUGUUCUCCGCGUUCGGACAGAUCGAGGAGUGCCGGAUCCUCCGGGGACCUGAUGGACUCAGCAGAGGAUGUGCAUUUGUCACGUUUUCUACCAGAGCUAUGGCACAGAAUGCAAUCAAAUCCAUGCACCAGUCUCAAACUAUGGAGGGCUGCUCAUCUCCCAUCGUGGUGAAGUUUGCCGACACGCAGAAGGACAAGGAGCAACGGCGUCUGCAGCAGCAGCUGGCCCAGCAGAUGCAGCAGCUGAACAGUGCAACCACCUGGGGGAGCCUGACGGGCCUGGGCGGCCUCACCCCACAGUAUCUGGCUUUGCUUCAGCAGGCGACCUCCUCCAGUAACCUAGGAGCCUUCAGCGGGAUCCAGCAGAUGGCAGGUAUGAGCGCUCUGCAGUUGCAGAAUCUGGCCACUUUAGCAGCGGCAGCAGCGGCAGCCCAAAACUCGGCCAGCCCCUCCGCCGCAAACCCCCUGUCCUCCAGCGCAGCCUCCCUGGGAGCGCUGGCCAGCCCAGCAGCAGGCACCACGGCCAGUUCCAACGCGGGAGCCAUGAACUCUCUGACUUCUCUGGGCACCCUUCAGGGCCUGGCGGGGGCCACCGUGGGCCUGAACAACAUUAAUGCACUAGCAGGUAGUGUCAACAGUAUGGCGGCCCUCAACGGAGGCCUGGGCGGCACGGGGCUCACCAACGGCACCGCGGGGACCAUGGACGCGCUGACGCAGGCUUACUCAGGGAUCCAGCAGUACGCCGCCGCCGCCCUGCCCACCCUCUACAGCCAGUCCCUGUUGCAGCAGCAAGGCGCUGCUGGGAGCCAGAAAGAGGGUCCUGAAGGUGCCAACCUGUUCAUAUACCACCUGCCCCAGGAGUUCGGAGACCAAGACAUUCUGCAGAUGUUCAUGCCUUUUGGAAACGUGGUCUCCGCCAAAGUCUUCAUAGACAAACAGACAAACCUAAGCAAGUGCUUCGGCUUCGUCAGCUACGACAAUCCUGUGUCGGCGCAGGCAGCCAUCCAGGCCAUGAACGGCUUCCAGAUCGGCAUGAAGCGGCUGAAGGUGCAGCUGAAGCGCUCCAAGAACGACAGCAAACCGUACUGAUCUUAGCGCUAUAGGGUCUAUCUGCUCCCCAUGUUAGCACUGCUAGGAAACCCAUCUCCAUGCCUGUUAGCUCAUCGUUUGCCUAGCAUGUCUCCGUGGCGUCCCCCAAAUAAAAAAAAAAGAACAAAAACACAAAAAAACCCACAAAAAAAAACACCAAAACAAAAACAAGUGUCAUCGUCCUGUCAUUGUUUUCUGAUGUCUUUUCUGAGCUCACCUGAUCAUAACCUGGUCUCCGCCUACUGACCUUUUGAACUUUGAACUUAGCUUGACAUUUUUGGACUUUUCUUGUUUUUGUUUUGUUUUGUUUGAUUUGGUUUGGUUUGGUUUGGUUUUGCAUGUGACCUCAUUUUAAUAUGUUGUUUUGUUUCCUGGGAGAGAGUAGGAGUAGGGACUGUCAGGGUUGAAGGAGGGAGGGAAGACAUGUGAGAGAAAUGAAUUAAUGUGAAAAAGACUGAGAAUUUCUAUGGACAAACGAAGAAGAAAAAAAAAACAAAUGUGCUUUUAAAAGAGAAAAAAAAAACAACAACCUGUGGCAAAGCAAUUUUCAUUCGGUUUAUUUCAUUUCGGGGUUUUUUGUUUUUGUUUUUUUGUCUUUAUGUUGGGUUUUGCUUUCCCUUUUCCUUUUCCUCAUUUAAAGUAAACUUGAAAGUCCAGUGAAGGGAUUGGCCUGCCGUCCGGCUCGCGGCACCACUGGCUGACGUCAGACGCAGGUCACCUGGUCUCCAUGACGAUAAGACUACUUCCAAACAGUUUUGAAAAAAAAAAACAAAAAAAACUGUCUGAUCAACAGGAGGUGCUCUCCGAGCUCUCCAGUGGUUUUUACAUUUUUCAGGCAGUGUAAAGUUUUUUGAUAAGGCCAUUUUAAGUGGCUCUGUUUCUCAUUAAAGUCUAUAUAUAGAACCACUUUUUUCUAGAGUAGUUUAAAGGUAACAAAAUAAUAAUAAUAAAAAAAAGACAUUUGCCCUGUUUGGGGGGGAGAAAUGCUACCUACUUGUGUCACCUUUUGCUGAACUGACUCACAGAUAGACAAUCCGUGGUUUAAAUGCACAUGAUGAAAUGACCUAUAUUUUCUACUGUUUAAAUGUAUAAAGGAGGAAAAAAACAAAAACAAACAAAAAAAACCAACAAUGCUACGAUACUUGUAACCCGCGUUAACGUUGGUGCUUCUCGUGAGUUUAGUUGUGGUUUCAUCACAAGUCUAACAGUCUUAAAUGUCUCAUGUUUUUAAAGAGAAGACUAAAAAAAUCAGUUUACUUGAACAAUAGAUAAAGCCUUUCAUAUUACUAUAAUAGUUCCUUUGUUUGUUUGU
This is a messenger RNA of Lampris incognitus (smalleye Pacific opah), 2876 nucleotides long. RefSeq names its product cugbp, Elav-like family member 2 (gene celf2). Gene Ontology annotation, cellular component: nucleus; ribonucleoprotein complex; cytoplasm. The record is from RefSeq and is a predicted model, not a curated record. NCBI's taxonomy places the organism in Eukaryota, Metazoa, Chordata, Actinopteri, Lampriformes, Lampridae. Gene Ontology annotation, biological process: mRNA splice site recognition; regulation of alternative mRNA splicing, via spliceosome. The transcript has 14 exons. Gene Ontology annotation, molecular function: mRNA 3'-UTR binding. Bases 2 to 1564 code for a protein of 520 amino acids.